CACAGAUGCGAACAGGGAAGACUGAUACAGGCACAAACAGAAAAAACAACUGAGUUAUGUGACUCUGUCCAAGAUGAUAUUACUGUUUUUCAGUCUUUUCUUUUGGAACACUCCUUCAUUUGCAUCUCUUGAAUCAUCUGUGCUGGAGAUUAACUGCCUUAUCAUAAAUCUGGCAUAUGUUAAUUGCACAUGGUAUGACAAUGGGACCCAAAAGUACAAUUACAGUUUUAAGAGCAAGUUUUCAGGGUAUGAAACUCUGGAGUGUUCAAAAUAUCACAAAUAUAAAAAUGUUAACGUGGGGUGCAUGAUUCCCUGCAAAGAAACACAACGCUUCAAUUCACUAAGCACAUGGCUGUACAAUGACAACGGCAGUUUGAUGAUAGAGCAGAAACAUGACCUGAUCGAUAAGGUGAAGCUUUACCCUCCGUAUAACCUAUCUGUGGUGGAGAGAAAAGAUGCCGAACUGUGGCUGUAUUGGAAUGUUACGGGACAGAACAGCAUUUGCAUUGAGAGCCAGGUUCGCCACAGGACCAACAACAAGGACUGGCAGAACAAAAAUCCAAGCAUCAAGACCUCCUUUAGUUUACCUUUUCCUUCAAAAAGUCUAUACAAGUUCCAGGUCAGGGCUCGGGUAUCGGCAUCCUGCGGAGAGUCCAAGUUUUGGAGUGAUUGGAGUGAGACUGUGUACUGGGGAUCUUUAAAGCCAAAUAAUGACACAGAACAUCCGGUUACCAUGUCUGUGAUGGCAUUGGUGCUGUAUACAGUGGGAGCCAUAAUAAUGCUUGUCAUACUCUCCUGCUUGCUGGUCCACAGCGAGAGGUUAAGAGUCAUUUUAAUACCAGUAGUGCCAAAUGCAGGCCGAAAUGUAAGCAACUAUCUUGCGGCUCUUUUCGACAACUAUGAUGGCAAUGUUGAGAAUUGGCUUUCCAUAUCCAAAGAUCUGGAGAAAGCCUUCAAACCCAAUUUUACUGAGAGUGCCUGCCCUGUUCGUGAGUACAGAAUAGUGUCCCAGUUGAGCAGUGAUAGUGAAAGCAUCAUCUCAAUCCCAACAGACAUGUCAUCAGAUUACCAACGCACGCAAAGCUACUCAUCGGCCUCCACCAUACCUGGACCUGCUGAAAACCCACAAACCCAGGCUCCAUCUCAAGUGUAUACUCCAGUCUAGACAACAGUCUUUAAAUCCGAGGGAUUUACAAUACAGCAGAAGCUGCUGAUCUGAAAGUGUUGGUUGUGUUAGGCAGUUGAGAGUUUAGAAAUUAGUGAAGAUUUUGUUUUGGCUCAUGCAGAUCUUAAAGGAUCUUCAUUUUCACCCAAAAAUGAAGAUUCUCUCAUCAUUUACUCACCCUCAUGCCAUCCCAGAUGUACUCUAUAUGACUUUCUUCUUCUGAACACAAACAAAGAUUUUUAGAAGAAUAUCUCAGCUCUGUUGGUCCACACUAUGCAAGUGAAAGGUGACCAGAACUUUGAAGCUCCCAAAAUUACAUAUAUGGCUAACUUCACACAGUCAGUGUAACUAUAUUUACUAAAGGUGUGAAUUGUAUUUUUAGAUUAUUCCGUCAUGAACCAUUUCUUCCUUCCAUGACUAAAUAUUUUUUCUGAUUCUGUCCCUUUCCUCUACAUUCCUCUCUGCAUAUAUAAAAUUUGAUUGUAUUAAACGUAUAACAUUAUUUUUGUUUUGUUGACAUAUGUACUUGUUUAUGUGUUAUGUAUAUUACAUCUUGGGAAAAUGUUUUAAAAAAUAAAAUGAUAGCUUAAAAUUAAACAAACAACAACUGUAAUAUCAAUAUUAUCCUUGGUAGCACAUGUAUGUUGCUGAAAUGUCUAUUUGAUGUGUGCAUCUUCAUCUGGAAGAUGUAUUUUUAGAGUGUUUAAUCAUCAGCAAUAAACUGAUAAAAUGUUUGCUGUUAGAUGUUAGUACAACAUUCAGUAGAUAUUUUUGUGACAUUAAGGAUUUUAUGUUUUUUAAUAUAUCUUUUUAGAUGUUUUUACACAAAUAUGAUGUAGAAUAGAAUGUGAUGCCUUAAAUAAAAUUUAAACAAGUU
Molecule: messenger RNA, 2042 nt
Organism: Myxocyprinus asiaticus (Chinese sucker)
Lineage: Eukaryota; Metazoa; Chordata; Actinopteri; Cypriniformes; Catostomidae
Product: cytokine receptor common subunit gamma-like
Exons: 8
Coding region: 74-1165 (363 amino acids)
Biological process (GO): cytokine-mediated signaling pathway
Cellular component (GO): membrane; external side of plasma membrane
Molecular function (GO): cytokine receptor activity; protein binding
Source: RefSeq, a predicted model, not a curated record